AUGUGGCAUCGCGCAUCCGGCCCCGCCCAUCGAGACCAGCACGUCCCCCACCACUCGCAUCCACACCCGCAGCACACGGCCCCUGCCCUACCGCAAUGCCACUCCCCGGACUGUUGCCAUGCCAACCGUCGCAUCGCCACCACGCCUUCGUCAAUUCACGCGCUGCGCAAGCAUCACGUCCACAGCCAGUCAGCGUCGUUGCUGAGGCACCAUCCGCGGUUGCACUUUCCCCCUCCGCCGUCUUACCCUCCCUCGGACAUGGAGGAGUACCUGAACGCGCCCGGGCCGUCGACGAGGCCGGAUCCGCCGUGGCCGGUCGGCGCUCCCGAUGCUCCGCCUUCGCCUUGGCCGGUCGGCGCUCCCGACGCCCCGCCUCCGAACCCAGCCGAGUAUUCGUACGCGUAUCUCGAAGAGGGAGGAGCAAACGCUGCAAGUGGGGGCGUGCCGUACGGUGGGCCGUACAGAGAGGGGUCGUACCGCACCAGGCAUACGUAUCUUACUAGGUAUGGCACGGAGGAGAAUAUCUACGAGGAGAUCAGCGACUUGACGAAGGCUCGUCGUCGAGCUGCCCAACAGAAGCAACAGCACUACCAUCAUGCACAUCAGGAGUCUAUCAUGUCCCUUCACCAAAGCUUGGUGGAGGAGGAGGUGCGCAGGGUGCAAAGCGGACACAUGCGAGUGCUGGGGGAGCUGAACCUCUCCGUGGAGGCUAUGUUGAUGCCCUCCAACUCUAGGGAGGGCAGCGAUGAUACGGAUCGCGAGAAUGAGGACCAGCUGGCUGAUCUGCUCACGGUGGGCCCCACCGACGAGCUGCUGAGCCCCGUCCCUUUGGGCGGCGACUUGGACAGCGGCUUCAGCGGCAGUUCGAGCAGCGCCAGCUAUCGCAGCGCCGCCGGCAGCCUUCGCCGGGGCCCUGACCGCCCCCGAAGCAGUUGCGGGGCGGCUAAUAUAGGGGGCAGCGGGUGUAAAACACCCGAUGGGGGCAGCACCAAGGGAUUCUGGGGCAAGAAGGCGUGGAAGAAAAUCGCUUCGUUUCCUAGUAAUAUCAGCCUGAACAAAAGCAAAGGUGAGUGGGGUGUGGUUAAUUAG
This is a messenger RNA of Acanthoscelides obtectus, 1089 nucleotides long. NCBI's taxonomy places the organism in Eukaryota, Metazoa, Arthropoda, Insecta, Coleoptera, Chrysomelidae. The record is from the annotation of a GenBank genome assembly.